Penaeus chinensis is the source of this 2316-nucleotide messenger RNA. Its product is annotated as aspartic and glutamic acid-rich protein-like. The transcript has 2 exons. The record is from RefSeq and is a predicted model, not a curated record. NCBI's taxonomy places the organism in Eukaryota, Metazoa, Arthropoda, Malacostraca, Decapoda, Penaeidae. The coding region runs from base 613 to 1905 and encodes 430 amino acids.
GACGCCGAAGGAGGAGGAAGUCCCAGAGACCAAGAGGAGAAGGGAUCCAGUUCUGACGAGGAGGAGGAGGUCGAUGUGGUGAAUGUAUCUGCAGUAGAGGUGGAAGAGCCGGAGUCUCCAGUCGCUUUUCGAUCUAAGAGUUUCGAGGAGAAGUCUCCUGAAGAUGCUACAGGAGAUGCCGAACCAAAGGCAGAAGCUAAAAGCGACAGUGAUACCAGCGACGAUGAGGAGGCUAAGCCAAAGACCGAGGCAGAGGAGCCAGCCUCCAAAGACGAAGAGGGCGAGGCAGAGAACGAGAAGGAGACCAAGCCCGACGACGCUCCAGCCCAAGAACCGGAGGAGAUUCAAGAAGACGGUCAGAAGGAGGAUGCCCAGGAGGAAGACGCUAAGGAGGAAGAUGAUCAGAAGGAGGAAGCCCUGAAGGAAGACGCUAAGGAGGAAGAUGGUCAGAAGGAGAAAGCCCAAGAGAAGGACACCCCGGAGGAUGAAGGCCAGAAAGAGGACACCCAGAAGGAUGACAAGUCUUCACCGGCAGCCAAGGACAGCUCCGACACCGACGACGAUUUCAUCGAGCUCCGCGAAGAACGGGAGUCGGUGCAGGACGCCCGCCGAAUGACCGCACAGACGAUGGAGGGUUUCGUUACACAAAGAUCACCAGGAGAUUGUGUAGGAGGAGCUAAGAAGAAGGAAGAAGAUAUAACGCGGUUAAACAACGAAGCAAAGGGUAGAGACAGUGAAAGUGAUCUAGCAGACAGAGUUGAAAGUGUAGAAAGUGAAGGAAAUCAGAACAAUGAGAAAGGCGGAAACAAAGACGAUGUGACGCCACCAGUCAUUGUCAUCAGUCGCGCCGAUGCUGAGGACGUCGAUGAGGAGAAAGCGAAGGAUAAUGUUUAUAUCGAAAAUUCAAGCGAAGGAGAUGGUGAUCCAAAGGAAGACACACAGAAAGAUCAUAGAGACGAAAGUGAAGAGGAAGUAAAGAGAAAAGGAGAAGAAGCUGCGGAUGACGACGGAAAGAACAGGAAACUGAGCGGUUCAAUUUUGCCGGAAGAGCUGUCGAUGAUUUCCAUUGAGCAGCGUGCGGACCCCGAAGAAUUGGAGGAGGCAGACUGGUCGCUAAUUACCCAGUGGUCGUCGAGGGACCGAGUUAGCGACAGUGACGAAGGCGACGACGGAGUACGAGAGGUUGGACAGCGACGGGGAUCGCCGAUCGAGGAGGACGGCCAGCAAGGCGUGUCUUCGACUUACAGGAGGUUGGGAGAUGAAAUCACCUUUGACAGCCCUCCUCUGACGCCCAAAGAAGAAGUCGACAUCAAGUACGACUCUACGACGCCGCUCGACCCCAUCAGCGAGAGGGACGAGAGCGACGAAGACGGCGAGGCGGUGAGCAAGGCGGCCCCGUCGAGGUUAAAGGCAAAGCUCUCCUCGGCCAUGAAUGAUCUCCUCUCCAUCGGCCAGGACGACCCAGCCGCGGACGACUCCGUUCUAUCCGACGCGGCAGAAACCGCCGACGCCGAAGAAGAGACGGGAAAGGCAGACGAGGAAGAGGAGAGAUCACAAUCGGUGGGCGAGGAAAGGGGAGGUAGUUCAGAAUCGGAAGAGGAAAGUGGAAGCGGCUCAGAAUCGGGGAAAGGCGACAAAGACACCGAAAGGGACGCCAACAGGACGCCAGCAGAAGACGGCAACGCACGGGCGAGUGGCGAACCCCCAAAGGAAGGGGAAAAGAGGCGCACCAAACGGGGCCGCAUCACGAAGAAGAGGAAAGCAAGUCCCAUCCACCUGCAGGGGGCGCUGAGGACGUUCAGCAACCCCAUCAGCUACUUAGGAGGCCCCAACAUCGAAUACGAAGAGGUCAGGGAAGGCAGAGAACGCCAGGACAGCGUGACGUCCAUCACAUCUCUGGACUAGGAAGCAUCUCUUCCCUUUGUGGAUUCUUCUCUUAUUUCAAAUGACAAACAUACGUCACAAAUGAAUAAUGAUUUACAUGAACCUCAGAUUCUGUCACUGCUUUGUAGUUCAAAAAUUACUGUCAUUUGAUUGUUCAGUGUACAUUUGUUUUUGUUUGUUUUUCUUUUUGCCCCCCUUAGACUUGUACAUAAUGAUAAUUCAAAUGUAGAUAAAGACAAGACAGUUGUUAUGAAGAGUGUCUUGGGAUUCUUUUUUAUUAUUUUUCCUUUUUUUUGUAAAUGUAUAUCUUUAGAAGGAACGAGUGUUUUUGGCAUUUCUGAUCACGUUUCAUUAUACUAGGCUUCUUUGGUGUGAAUGUAUAGUUGCUUGGCCUAAAAAUAUUGCGAAGCUAAUAAAAUGUGUAUGUGGUUA